Molecule: messenger RNA, 1941 nt
Organism: Cyprinodon variegatus (sheepshead minnow)
Lineage: Eukaryota; Metazoa; Chordata; Actinopteri; Cyprinodontiformes; Cyprinodontidae
Gene: emid1
Product: EMI domain-containing protein 1-like
Exons: 13
Source: RefSeq, a predicted model, not a curated record
AUCCAGGGAACCAGGCCUUAGCUCAAGAGGCUGUCAGGAGAGCAUCCACAUCAAGGCGUCCGCCAGCGCGCACAGGAGAAUCUAUCUUAAGUUGUCUCAACUGCAGUAGAAUCACAGCUUUAAGCGAAAAACUCAACUCACUGGAGGCAAAGGUUCAAUUGCUCACAGUACCAGAGAGCAUAUCACAUCGCCAUCUUCAAAGUAAAGGGGGAACUGCUCCAGAGACCUCGCUGCUGAUGGGAGCAGUCUCAGCUCAAGGAGCCCCUGGUGAGCGGGGACCUGCAGGUCCUCAGGGUGAAAAGGGCAGAGAUGGACUUCCUGGCAGAGAUGGAAAGCCAGGAACUCGAGGGCUGCCAGGUCCCAAUGGGGCUCCAGGAGAGGUUGGAGCAAGGGGUCCCCCUGGAGCUCCUGGAUUGAAGGGACCUCCAGGACCAGCAGGGCCCCGCGGUCCACCCGGACUCCCAGGAGAGAGAGGGCUGCCAGGGCCACCUGGGCCUCCAGGCCCACCAUCCCCAGCUAGCGCCCGCAUCCCAGAACCAGACCAUAAUCAUGGAAAAGAUCCCUUCUUCACCAACACUUUCCAUGACUCAAGAGGUUUGCCUGUUCCAGGACCUGAGGGUCCUCCCGGGCCUGUCGGUCCCCCAGGUCCCAGAGGCCCAGGAGGCCCUCCUGGCCCAUCAGGAAAGAAUGGGAGCCCUGGAACACCUGGGGCACCAGGCCCAGUCGGACCAAAAGGAGAUCGAGGGGAAAGAGGUCCUUCCGGUUAUCCAGGAGAAAGAGGCUUCAGAGGAGAGCCGGGAGCGCCAGGGCCAAAAGGAGAGCCAGGGGAGAAGGGCUUGCCGGGGGACGGCAUACAUCAGAUCAGAGAGGCCCUGAAGAUCUUAGCCGAGAGGGUUUUAAUCCUUGAGACUAUGAUCGGUAUUCAUGAACCUGAUCUAGGGUCUGGGGACGAACCGUUCGGCACAUCUUCCCCUAGUUUCUACAGAGAUAAGCGAGCAGGUGCACAUCCACAUCGACUUGCUUCUCCUCUGUUUCCUGACACCAACGCCCGAGGGAAGUAGCUCCCCUAUCCUUCACACCAACCCUGAGGAUCACAGACUGGGCCUUCCCCUCCAACAGGUCUCUCACCAGUAUUCAGCUCAUACAGACCUUAUCCAGUGGCCAGUCUGGGCUUUUAUCACAUGGAUAAAAACAGAGGACACCUCAGGGAAACUCAACUGAAGCUUCAUGACACCCUGCUACAUCAGCAACCUGAGAACUGAUUUGAUUUCCCUCUCAUACUGAAUCUUGUGUGUUUCAUUCUUUUUUUUAGCUACAGUAUAGAGCUAAAGACAAUGCGUCGGUAACAAUGCUUAAUCAGUUACAUCUUCAUUCUAGGUCAUCAUGGUAGGGAGACAAACUGUUCCAGACAACAGGGGUCAAUUUGAAGAAAUGAAAAGCGGAAAUAAUUCUUCUGCUUUCAUAAUAUGUUUGCAAACUGAAGGGGGUUAAUUAUUUAAGAACUAUGAUCUUGUACAGUCUUCAUUACAGAAUUAUAAACCUCCCUUCUCCUCUAGUAGUCGUUUUCUAAAAUUUCAUCUUAUUGUUUAACUCGGUGUUAUGUAGUGCACUAAACAGAUGAAGUCAUCUCUAUUCAAUGUGUUUUUAAUUAGUGAUUUGUAGUUUCUUGCUUUUUUUUUUUGUCCCCUGAAAUGUUUCGUGACUGAUUUGACAUAAAAUCUGCACAAACAUUGGCGUCUGUGUUACAUGGUGCUGCAGCCUGAAACUAAACGUGCUGAAAUGAAAACACGUUUUGCAGAUCCAGUUAUUCAAACUUGAACACUGUUGUGUUGUAUAACUGCUAAAACUGCUCUGAUGAAAAAAAAAUUAAAUACAUUUUUUUUUUUUCAUCUUAAAGUUAUUGUGAAACUAUUUAAAAAUGUAGUUUAUGUUGUUAGCUUU